AUUUUUCGCGCGUUAUUAACGUCAUAGUAUUAACCGGUGAAAAUUAACAAUUCUUCAAGUAUUUCAAUAUAAACAGCUUUGAGAACUAAGUAGUAAAAAUUAAACGGGGUCUUAAAAGCUAAUUAAAUUGUGUCUUAGUACAAUAUUUAAUGAAUAGUGCUUGUAUAAUAAAUUAUCUACGGAAUAAUGGAUAAUCUUAUCUUUCCAACAAUUUGUAGUGAAGAUCAAAACGCUACUACAGAAGUAAUACGAAAGACAAAGGAAAAAAAUAAAACAGAUAGUAGAGAAAACUCUACCAGUAGAAAAAAAAUUAAAUUGAAUACAAAAAAUGAGACUGAAGAUAGUACAAAAAGAAAACCACUUGAGCUGGAAACUGAUCCAUCAGUUUUACAAAGACGUCAAAAGCAGAUAGAUUAUGGAAAAAACACUGUUGGUUAUCAUUGUUACAUGAAACAGGUCCCCAUAGACAAACGUACAAAGGAUGACCCAAAAACACCAGAUAAGUAUACAAAAUAUAGCAGAAGAUCUUGGGACAUGUUAAUAAAAAUGUGGAGGAAAAAAUUACAUCAAUAUGAUACUGAAGCUAAUAAGGACGACAAUGAAUCAGACGAAUCUUCAUCUCAUUCUUCAGAUUCAUAUAUACAAUAGGGGAUCGGACAGUAAUCUGAUUAAAAUCUAU
Messenger RNA from Melitaea cinxia (Glanville fritillary), 679 nucleotides. It is a transcript of the gene Slbp, whose product is annotated as histone RNA hairpin-binding protein. Lineage: Eukaryota; Metazoa; Arthropoda; Insecta; Lepidoptera; Nymphalidae. Gene Ontology annotation, cellular component: cytoplasm; histone pre-mRNA 3'end processing complex. Bases 187 to 648 code for a protein of 153 amino acids. Gene Ontology annotation, molecular function: mRNA binding; histone pre-mRNA stem-loop binding. The record is from RefSeq and is a predicted model, not a curated record. Gene Ontology annotation, biological process: mRNA transport; mRNA 3'-end processing by stem-loop binding and cleavage. The transcript has 5 exons.